This is a messenger RNA of Colletotrichum destructivum, 1752 nucleotides long. RefSeq names its product Putative inositol monophosphatase. Lineage: Eukaryota; Fungi; Ascomycota; Sordariomycetes; Glomerellales; Glomerellaceae. Gene Ontology annotation, molecular function: 3'(2'),5'-bisphosphate nucleotidase activity. Gene Ontology annotation, biological process: sulfate assimilation. The transcript has a single exon. The record is from RefSeq and is a predicted model, not a curated record. The coding region runs from base 414 to 1493 and encodes 359 amino acids.
CCAAUGCCCACCACGUCACCGGAGUUCUCCCGACAAAAUUUGCACUCGACGCAAACAACCGGGAACAGCACUCUUGUGGUCUGACAUCAUCGGCACCAUUCACAUCGCUGCGUUCAUAAUUCAAGACACACCAAAGUUUGUUCACUUCCCACUGUUGCGUUCACAUACACACACACACACACACACACACAUCCCCACCAGGUGUACUUCCCCUCGUCUGACUCAGCUGCGCCCGAAGAAGAACAAGAAGAACAUCACAUCACCCCAAGAACACAAACCCCCCGUCCUCCCCUGCAGCAUCACAGCCGCAGUCCGCCCCGCUUGGUACCGACAAUCCUCCUACCCAAGUACUCCGUACCACGGUCCACCAUCUCAUUCCACCGCCAAACUAUCUCUGAAGUUCAACACCCAACAUGGACGGACCGUACGCUCGGGAGCUGGCCACCGCCAUCGCGGCCAUCCAGCACGCCGCCAGACUCAGCAGACGCGUGCUCGUUGCCUCCGACAAGGGCGUCGUGACCAAGGAGGACCUCAGCCCCGUCACCGUCGCCGACUUCGCCAUCCAGGCCCUGCUGACCAGCACGCUGCACGCCGCCUUCCCAGACGACAAGUUCGUUGGCGAGGAAUCUGCCGCGGACCUCCGAGAGAACCCGAAACUGUGCGAGUCGGUGUGGGCGCUCCUGCAGCAGGUCGCCGGCGAGAAGGAGGACGACUCGUUGUGCAAGCUGCCCGCGUCGCCCGAGGAAAUGUGCGACAUGAUCGACUGGUGCGGCCUCGGCGAGCCCUCGCCGACCGGCCGCUUCUGGGUGUUCGACCCCAUUGACGGCACAAAAACCUUCGUCAGGGGCGAGCUGUACGCCAUCAACGUCUGCCUGAUGGAGGAUGGGAGGCAGAGCGUCGGCAUCGUCGGCCUGCCGCUGCUGUCGGCCGACGCCAAGGCGCCCAUCAACAACGACUCUAUCGACCCCACCGGCACCGGCAGCAUCAUGUUCGCCGUCCGGUCCCACGGCACCUUUAUCCGGCCGCUGCCCGGCCCCAUCGACCUGCAGCCGACGAAGAUCCCCCGCCACGCCGAGGCCGACUCCCCGGACCUCAUCUCUGUCACCUGCAUCGAGGGCUCCGAGUCCGGCGCCCCCGGCAUCCACCAAAAAGUCGCCGAGCGCCUCGGCGUCGCCUACCCGGGCAACGACCUGCUCGGCUGGGUCCUGCGUUGGACCGUUCUUGGCCUCGGCCAGGCCAACUGCACCUUCUGGGCCUACCGGCGGCGCGACCGGCUCGCCAAGAUCUGGGACCACGCGGGCGCCAUGUUGCUAUUUGAGGAGGUUGGCGGCAAGGUCACCGACGUGGACGGGAACCCGGUGAACCUGACGGCGGGGAGGAAGAUGGUGGCCAACUACGGGUUCGUCGCCGCGCCGCCUUCGGUCCAUGCCCGCGUCUUGGAGGCUGUGAGGGAAACGUUGAAGGAAAACGGUCUGCACGAAUUGCUGGGUUAAGGUUGAGCCGUGACGAUAGACGGAUGGGGUUCGGCGUUUAGAGGCUUACUUGCAUUUUCAACUUUUUAUCAACCUAUUUCAUGAUCGUGUUGCAGUUGGUAGCAUCAGACCUCGGUUUUCCUCGUCAUGUUUGUUCUUUGGGAUGUUUCCUCUCGAGUAGUUUAAUGAGCAGAAAUCGUUAGGAAGCCUCCUUCAACAACCACUAGAUGCGUACAGAUUCGUGAUGGCGACGGUCGGUGUCAACCCUAAAUAAAUUAAU